AGAGCGUCGCUCCCCAGCUCGAAUGCCCGGCGGCCUUGGCGGCUAGAGCGUCGCUGCUCAGCUCUAAUGCCCGGCGGCUGAGGCGGCUAGAGCGUCGCCUUCUCUCGGGGAACCGCGUGUGACCUUCCAGCCCGCGGACCGAUGCUGCCGGCGGCCGCUCGCCCCCUCUGGGGGCCGUGCCUUGGGCUUCGGGCUGCUGCGUUCCGCGUCGCCAGGCAGCAGGUGCCAUGUGUCUGUGCCGUGCGACAUGUGAGAAGCAGCAGCCAUCGGAGGGGUGAGGCUCUUGCUGGUGCACCCCUGGAUAACGCCCCGAAGGAGUACCCCCCCAAGAUUCAGCAGCUGGUCCAGGACAUCGCCAGCCUCACUCUCCUGGAGAUCUCAGACCUCAACGAGCUCCUGAAGAAAACGUUGAAGAUCCAGGAUGUGGGGCUUGUGCCGAUGAGUGGUGUGAUGCCUGGGGCUGUCCCUGCUGCAGCAGCCCAGGAGGUGGUGGAAGAAGAAAUCCCCAAACUGAAAGAACAGACACAUUUCACUGUCCGCCUGACCGAGGCCAAUCCUGUGGACAAAGUGAAGCUGAUCAAGGAGAUCAAGAACUACAUCCAGGGCAUCAACCUCGUCCAGGCAAAGAAGCUGGUGGAGUCCCUGCCCCAGGAAAUCAAAGCCAAUGUCGCCAAAGCCGAGGCAGAGAAGAUCAAGGCAGCCCUGGAAGCGGUGGGCGGCACCGUGGUUCUGGAGUAGUCUCCAGUGCUGAGGACUUGUGUUCAGGGGUCCCUGGGACCGGGUGAGGCCCCGCCCUCCUGUGGCCACUGGCCGCACCCCCAGCACCAGGCACCCAGAGGAGCAGUUUGGGAGUGAGAGCCGCGUGCGCCACGCAGCAAGGCCAGACAGGCCACACAGACCUGUGGCGGGGAGGGAGGGACGGCUGCUGCCUGGUGAGGGCACUGGGAGGCCCACCAGGAGGUGCCACUGGUGAAUGUGCCUCUGGUGGCCGCUGAGAAUACACUGUGCAGCUGAGUG
Messenger RNA from Sapajus apella (tufted capuchin), 1017 nucleotides. RefSeq names its product mitochondrial ribosomal protein L12 (gene MRPL12). Gene Ontology annotation, cellular component: ribosome; mitochondrial large ribosomal subunit. The transcript has 5 exons. NCBI's taxonomy places the organism in Eukaryota, Metazoa, Chordata, Mammalia, Primates, Cebidae. The record is from RefSeq and is a predicted model, not a curated record. Gene Ontology annotation, biological process: translation; mitochondrial transcription. The coding region runs from base 142 to 738 and encodes 198 amino acids. Gene Ontology annotation, molecular function: structural constituent of ribosome.